AUGCGGUUCAAUGAUAGAGAUGCAUCAACCCUUCCAAUCCAGGGCCCCAGCCAAAGUGUUCGACAGCCACAGGCAUCGCUUGCUAGCCAGGCUCAAAUGGCCCUAUUUGCACGGAUAACAUCAUAUCCACCGCUGGGGAAAAUGACUUGUCUCCGAUCGGCGCAGAAAUCAUCUAGGUCCGAAGAAGAUAAUCUGCGCUUCACGGUUACCAUAGAGUCCAGCAGCUUGUUCCCCGUUCAAUCGUGGGAAGCGCAGAUCUGGCACAACAUCACUGAAAGUGAAUGGGCAUCUCUGUCAUUGAAGAGAUGCGAUACAGACCAAGCAGCUCUGUUAACAGGAAAUGACAGCGACUACCCCUACCAUCGUUAUGUAUUCUCUGAAGAGGUAUCCCUGCCAGCAGCAGGAGGUCAUGCACAGUUCACUGUCCGGUUCCGAACUGGUUCAGACACGGAAUGGCAGUGGGCUAAUCAAACACACCCCGUGAGCGAUGGUGAAAUUGUAUACAUGGCACAUCACUCUGAUCUUGACAAGGCUGUGCCCACGGAUAUUGGUGCAAGAGAUCCCAAGCAAAAUCUGGAAAAUUACAUCGAUAAUCUUCAUGAUGCCUUACAGAUUGAGUCACGGCUUAGUGAAGCUCCUGGGUCGGUUCUAUGGGCUCUUUCUGGUAAUAUAGAUGCUGUUCACAAUGGAUCUUCGACCAUCAAACGACUGGCACUUGGUACCCCUUCUUCAGUGGUAAGGUAUUUCUCACUAGUACGUGUCUCGAGUCCAUGGCUAGGUCCUCGACAUGGCAAAGAUCACUUCCGACUCACGGAAGAUGCAUUAAUCUGCUCUUUUCUGCGCGAAGAUGGCGUGAAUCUGGUUCUUCUGGCUGUUUCGGGAGUCAACGACAUUUUGACUGUGUUCCAGUCAAGUGAGAACGGAGAAGUCGUGAUCUUCGCGAAGAGUGACAAUUCUGAAGCAUCAAAGUUCCACGUGCUUGUGAGCGCCGCGGAGAACUUUGAAGUUGCCAUGUCGGCUGUGGUUUAUGAGGCACGGAAGGUGGUCAGGCCGUUUAGAGAUACGAGUCAUCUUGAUUUGGACGAUUCGGUUCCAUUGUCUCCCCUUGAUGAUGAUAUUGUUCUUGUCGAUAAAGAACCAAGUGGACAGUGGCUUUCCGAAUGGUUUGAUGGCCUCACGUAUUGUACUUGGAAUGGACUGGGACAGGACCUCACCGAAGAGAAGAUCUUGCAUGCCUUGGACUCAUUUAAGGCCAAUGGGAUCAACGUCGUCAAUCUUAUUGUCGACGAUGGCUGGCAGACAAACGACAAUGAGGGGGAGUCUCAGUUUAAGCAAGGCUGGAAGCAUUUCGAGGCACACUCGAAAGGGUUCCCGAAAGGAUUAAAGCACACCGUGCGAGUCAUUCGUCAAGCACAUCCCAACAUAGAACAUAUUGCGGUCUGGCAUGCCUUGCUGGGUUACUGGGGAGGUAUCUCACCAGAUGGAGAUCUGGCCCAAAAAUUCAAAACUAAGCAAGUGAGGAUCAAAAAUCCCGCCACCAAUGGCCCCAUUGUGGAGAACCGCCCAGGUGGAACAAUCCUUGCCAUUGAUCCCGAGGAUGUUAACCGAUUCUACGACGAAUUCUACAACUACCUUUCAUCGGCUGGCAUAGACUCGGUCAAGACGGAUGCACAAUUCUUCCUCGAUCUUCUUGAGGACCCAGCGGACCGCCGGAGAUUCGUGAUUUCUUAUCAAGAUGCAUGGUCAAUCGCAUCCCUCAAGCACUUCAGCACUCGAUCAAUCUCAUGCGGGUCAAUGACCCCUCAAAUAAUCUUCCAUUCACAAAUUCCCACCAACAAGCCGGCGCUCCUAUUGCGAAACUCUGGCGAUUUCUUUCCGGAUGUUGUUGCCUCUCACCCAUGGCAUGUAUUCUGCAAUGCGCAUAAUGCACUGUUCACCCGCUACUUGAAUGUGUUGCCAGACUGGGAUAUGUUCCAGACAUGUCAUCCAUACGCAUCAUUUCACGCCGCAGCACGAUGUAUAUCUGGAGGACCAAUAUAUAUCACCGAUGAGCCGGGCAAACAUGACCUGACCCUGCUUGAUCAGAUGACUGCUCCUACUGUCAAAGGAACCACGGUUAUUUUGCGUCCUAGUGUGAUCGGACGCACGAUAGACACCUACCACGACUACAAAGAAGGACAAAUUCUGCGCAUUGGAAGUUACACCGGCUGGGCCAAGACCGGAAGUGGGAUCUUGGGCCUAUUCAAUAUGCAAUCUGCCGAGGCCUCGAGCAUAGUGUCAUUGAAAGAUUUCCCAGGAAUUCACGAGGGCUCUGAAGGCCAGUACAUUGUCCGUGCACACAAUAGCGGUAAGAUCUCGCACCGCAUGCGGCCUACUUGGGACUCCUUGGUAUCGGUUGUUCUGGAGCCAAAAGGCUGGGAGAUUCUCACUGCGUACCCGACUCGGUCGUUCACGCCGACGGGAAGCCAUGGCAACAAUGUUAGUCAGACACAUGUGGCUGUGCUGGGUCUUAUAGGAAAGAUGACUGGCGCAGCGGCUGUAGUGACUUCGGACAUCUUUGUUGUUGAGAACGGCCGUUUACGACUUGAUAUAAGUUUAAAAGCGCUGGGCACUUUAGGGAUUUACAUCUCGGAUCUUCAAGACAGGAGCAUUGGACGGAGUUUCAUGAUCACAAUUCUGGGGCUGCCGAUUCCACAGAAAACAGUGUGGAAGCAGGGUGGAGAGAAUGCCAAUGUGUUGGCAGUUGAUGUAUUGGCGGCAUGGAAAUCCAUGAAGUUGGACAGUGGAUGGAGUAACGAGGCCUUUGUGCAGGUUUUUGUGGGUUAA
Penicillium digitatum Pd1 is the source of this 2826-nucleotide messenger RNA. Its product is annotated as putative raffinose synthase protein Sip1. Lineage: Eukaryota; Fungi; Ascomycota; Eurotiomycetes; Eurotiales; Aspergillaceae. The record is from RefSeq and is a predicted model, not a curated record.